AUGUUCUGAUUCCUAUCCAAAAUUAAUAUAAACACUCUGUGUGAGUUUGUUCUCAUCAAAGGGAGUGUUGGCUUGACGUUCUGGGGACGACCCAAGUUUCUCCAAAUGGAAUUGAGUUCCAUAGAAAAUUCAUGAGAGACCUUGCCGUUCAGGAUGGGAUGGAGAAACAAGUAAUUGACGAGAGAGAGAGGGAGAGAGAGGGGGUCAUGGAAGAAGAGUCACAAGUCUUCGUAGAGGAAGAUGAGUGGGAAACUCAAACGCCUCCGUUGAAUUAGAUUCUUUAGAGCAUCUGGGAAUGGGGCACAAAAUCAAAGUCUUUGCAGUCAAUUGACAGCCAAGCGUGUUUGAUCAAAUUCACCCAUUCACCAUCUCCACGCAUAAUAUAUUAGUUUUGGGAUCUUCUUCACUUUAUGAUUCUUAAUCCACCCCCCAACUAGUUGCCGUGGCCGUUUGGGUUGCCCAGAAAAUCCAGAUGUCUCUUCCUAUCGUUCUGUUUCUGUCCUUGUAUUCCCUAUCACAUCUGCAGCUUCUUCACUCUGUUUCUGCUCAUCCAGAGGACAGCAAUAGCAAUAGCAAUGGCAACAGCAACUGUCCCAAGUCCUUUGGCUGUGGAAAAUUCGGACCUCUGUAUUUUCCGUUGACUAAUGAGAUUUAUUCGCAGUGCGGCCUCUGCACAGUGAUCUGCGUUGAAGACGAUCGUCGACAUGCGGUCGUCAUGUCUCUUGUCAGCGAACACUUCUCUUUCACUAACAUAGCCCAAAUCUCAUCCGAGGCCAACGGUAGGAGCAGGAUUAAACUCAAUGACAUAAGCUUCAAAGCUGAUUUAGAUGCCAGAAAUUGCAGAGCCUUGAGGAAUUUGAGUUUACCCAACUCUGCUUCUCUUUCAUUCUCCAUCCCUCACAAUCUCACCCUCUUCCAAUGCAACAGAAUCUCCUUUUCAUCUAGCCCUCCCACGGAUAAUCACUAUUUCAACUACAAAGGCUGCGAUGAUCAUAAUUAUAUUUACUACUACAAGUAUCCACCACAGCCUGAUAAUGUUUCUCAUUCUCAAGCUCAACUUUUCCAAGGCUGCUCCCUGAUUCAGCUGCCUUUAACUUCAGACGAAUUUGAACCUGGCGAUGGUGGCGACCUAUUCGAACUACUGACUGCUAGCUAUUACGUCGAAUUGCAAGCGUCCGAGAAUUGCCUAAAAUGUCACCGCAGAGGAGGCCAAUGUCAGGAUAUCAACCAAAAAUUUCAUUGCACGGCCAAAACAGGAGGGGUAAACGUCAAACUGAUCAUCAUCCUUAUAGUCACUGGGGGAGCUAUUGCUAUUUGCUUGCUUCUAUUCGUUAUCUAUGUCUGCCAAAGGCGUAAGUGCUUCGCCUCAUAUUUCCGAUGGAGGAGCAUUUGUUCGGAUCCUUCUCCGAAAGCUGAUAUUGAAUAUAGCGGUAUCUUCUUUGGAGUUCCUGUCUUCAAAUACGCUGAACUUGAACAAGCAACAAACAAUUUUGAUGCUUCUAGUGAGCUCGGAGAUGGAGGUUUUGGCACUGUCUACCAUGGGGUACUCCAAGAUGGAAGGGAAGUGGCGGUGAAACGCCUAUACGAGCACAACUCCAAGCGGGUGAUGCAGUUCUUGACUGAAGUCGAAAUCCUAACCUGCCUGCGCCAUCCCAAUCUUGUUUCCCUCUAUGGCUGCACUUCGCGCCACAGCAGGGAACUCUUGCUUGUUUACGAGUACAUUCCUAAUGGCACUGUGGCCGAUCACAUCCAUGGCGACCGAGCCAAGGAUGGCUUGCUCACAUGGCCUAUUCGGAUGAGCAUAGCCGUAGAAACUGCCAGUGCAUUGGCUUAUCUCCACGCUACUGAUAUCAUCCACCGUGAUGUCAAGACUACCAACAUACUACUUGACAACUAUUUUUCUGUCAAAGUUGCUGAUUUCGGGCUUUCAAGGCUCCUCCCCACCGAUGUCACCCACGUUUCGACAGCUCCACAGGGCACUCCCGGCUAUGUUGACCCGGAAUAUUACCAAUCUUACCAACUCAAUGACAAGAGUGAUGUCUAUAGCUUUGGGGUUGUGCUCAUUGAGCUCAUAUCAUCCAUGCCUGCUGUUGACAUUAACAGGCAUAGGAAUGAGGUUAAUUUGGCUAGCUUAGCAUUAAACCGGAUCCAAAACCGCAGAUUCAAUGAGCUUGUCGAUCCCUCUCUCGGGUUUGAGUCAGACUCUUCAGUGGAAAGGAUGAUUACCUCAGUGGCAGAGGUGGCUUUUCGAUGCCUACAACUCGAAAAGGAAAUGAGGCCGAGCAUGAAUGAAGUUUUAGAGGCUUUGAAGGAAAUUCAACAUUGAGGAGAAGAACAACGGGGAACAAAUUGACAAUUCAGAGCCCUUAAGUCAUAGAUGGCCUCAUCCUUCCCUUGAGGGUGAUGAUGUCUCGCAGUUGAAUAUUGGCGGGGUGCCACCUUCACCUGAUUCUGUGGCCAAUGUUCAUGAAUGGGUUAGUAGCUCUACCACAUCCAUUUCUGGUCGCUAAGAUUUCAUUUUUCAAAACCCAAAAGAUAGGAUUUUAGUUCACGAGACUCGUGCUCAUGUCUGAGAGGUGAGUUUGAUUUUGUGUUCUUAUCAUGUUGUCUUUUGAUGUUGUUAAGUAUCAUAUGAGGCAAUUAUUAUUAUAAAGCUCUAAUAUGUAUAAGCAGAUUUAAUUGUUGGAGAUUA
This is a messenger RNA of Diospyros lotus (date-plum), 2692 nucleotides long. Its product is annotated as LEAF RUST 10 DISEASE-RESISTANCE LOCUS RECEPTOR-LIKE PROTEIN KINASE-like 1.1. The transcript has 4 exons. Lineage: Eukaryota; Viridiplantae; Streptophyta; Magnoliopsida; Ericales; Ebenaceae. The record is from RefSeq and is a predicted model, not a curated record. The coding region runs from base 473 to 2326 and encodes 617 amino acids. Gene Ontology annotation, biological process: protein phosphorylation. Gene Ontology annotation, molecular function: protein kinase activity; ATP binding.